Stereum hirsutum FP-91666 SS1 is the source of this 732-nucleotide messenger RNA. RefSeq lists its product as uncharacterized. Bases 1 to 732 code for a protein of 243 amino acids. Gene Ontology annotation, biological process: transcription initiation at RNA polymerase I promoter; nucleolar large rRNA transcription by RNA polymerase I. The transcript is spliced from 5 exons. The record is from RefSeq and is a predicted model, not a curated record. Gene Ontology annotation, molecular function: RNA polymerase I core promoter sequence-specific DNA binding; RNA polymerase I general transcription initiation factor activity; TBP-class protein binding. Lineage: Eukaryota; Fungi; Basidiomycota; Agaricomycetes; Russulales; Stereaceae. Gene Ontology annotation, cellular component: RNA polymerase I core factor complex.
AUGGCCGACGACUCGAACAAUUUCCUCUUCGCAUCUCUCGGCGACAAACAAGGGUCUACAGCGCGUAAAGUGCACAUCCGGCGGCUGUACGACAUCCUCCAACUUUGUAUCCUCCGGAACGACAUCCCGAGAGCUAAAAGAGCAUGGAGUAUCCUCGCAAGGUGCAAGGAGAUAGAUUGGAAGGAUCUUUGGAAAUACGGGCUUUUGCUGCUUGGGGAUGCUCAAGCGGACGUCCAUAACACUGGCGAAAGCAAUGGCAAUACUCGGGCUUCAGAGUCGAGAAUCGAGUAUCUGAGAAAAAUGAGAAUGCAGCAUCCUAGCGAGUGUGAGACUAUACUGAUGGAACUUGUGUUGUUGCUCAUAAGUUUGGAGCGCCAAAGGGAGGCUCUUGAGGAACUCGAAUUAUGGCUUACGACAUUCCCCUACCAAGAUAAUUCGGUUCUCCACACCUACCGAGGCUUGCUCUCCCUCUAUCUCGCACAGCCCUCUAAUGGUGCAUCAUCCGUACUAUUUGACCCAAGCGGCCUAAGAGACGCUCAAGUUCAUUUAGAGCGGGCAAAAGCUCUAGAUCCCGGGAAUGUCGUCGCGUCAGCUUUCCUCGACAAGCUUCCCCAUAUAAUCAAUAAUUCCCCGGGACGGAAGGCACAGCCGAACGAGAAUGAGUCUGAGGACGAUGAUCAUGGGAGCACGAUGACAUCCGGAGUCGAACGCAGAAAACGAAUGCGCACGUAG